AUGGGUGAAAAUAUGAACGAUCAACUAUAUAUUCCUCAAAUUGCAAACGAUCGAAAACCAGAGAUUGGAAUGAAAUUUAUGUCAAUAGAUGAAGCGUUUGAAUUCUACAAUCAAUAUGCACGUGAAGCUGGAUUUAGUGCAAGACUAAGCAAUAGCAAAAGUAAUAAGAUAACAAAAGAAGUUGUUUGGAAACAAUUUGUUUGUUUUAAGGCUGGCCAAAUUGAUGAAGCCCGUUCCAAAAACCGACUAUCAAGUGGUUGUCCGACUACGAUAAGAGCUCAUGGUGAAGUUAGAACUGAUGGACCUGGCUGGUGUGUUAGUGUCUUCACUAAGGGUCAUAAUCAUGGACUUUCUACUCCUUCAAAGGUGCAUUUACUCCGAUCACAUCGUAGUGUUUCUGCCGCGAAGAAAGUAUUGACUCAACAACUUUCAGAAGCUAAUAUACCAACUUGUCAGAAAAUGCAACUAUUGGAAAUAGAAAGCGGCGGGCUUGAAAGUGUAGGUUGCACUGAAAGAGAUAUCAGAAAUUUUGAGAAAGAAUUAAGGGAUGAACAAAAGGGGAUUGAUGCUGAAACUCUGAUAGAAUUCUUUACAUCUGAGAAAGAGAAGAAUUCAGCAUUUUUCUUUGACUAUGAGACGUAUUCAGAUUCAGAUAAUACGUUCAAAAGAUGUUUUUGGGCGGAUUAUAAAUCAAGAAGGGCUUACAGUGUAUUUGGUGAUGUCGUAGUAUUCGAUUCAACUUACAACACUAACAAGUAUGGAAUGAUUUUUACACCUUUCGUAGGGGUUAAUCAUCAUCAUCAAACGAUAGUUUUUGGUUGUGGAUUUCUAAGUGAUGAGAAGACUGAAUCAUACGUUUGGUUGCUUAAUAGGUUUAUGGAAGCUAUGCCAACAGGUGCACCAAAAUCAAUUAUUACUGAUCAAGAUCCUGCUAUGACGAAAGCACUUGCACAAGUUUUGCCUGAAACAGUGCACCGUUAUUGUUUGUGGCAUAUAUUGAACAAAUUUCCUGAGAAGAUUUCCCCAGUGACUUUUCGAGAUCACUAUCGGAGCAUAAAGAAUGUUAUAAAAAAUUCUACAUCUCCAGAGGAAUUUGAGCAUGACUGGAAAGAUGUUAUUAGAUGUGCUAACUUGGAGGAAAAUAGUUGGAUAGUGUUGAUGUAUGAGUUAAAGCAUAAGUGGGUUCCGACAUAUUUCAGUAACGUAUUUUUUGCUGGGAUGUCGAGUAGUUAA
Molecule: messenger RNA, 1233 nt
Organism: Salvia hispanica
Lineage: Eukaryota; Viridiplantae; Streptophyta; Magnoliopsida; Lamiales; Lamiaceae
Source: RefSeq, a predicted model, not a curated record